Molecule: messenger RNA, 4483 nt
Organism: Haliotis rufescens (red abalone)
Lineage: Eukaryota; Metazoa; Mollusca; Gastropoda; Lepetellida; Haliotidae
Exons: 17
Coding region: 193-2835 (880 amino acids)
Molecular function (GO): protein binding
Source: RefSeq, a predicted model, not a curated record
GAGUUAUGUGGGUCCUGGUAUCCCACGUGGCUGCGCUUCACGCCGGUUAACAAAGCGUUGGACGUAACGUAAUCCUCGGAGUGAUGGUCCGUCGAGCAGGAUAAUGGUGAUGUGAUCAACGUUCUAGCUAAUAUCCUGGCAGGGAGUGCUGUCGUCUGAACACUGUGCUGUGGAGAGAGCGGAGGCCGAGAGAUGUUUCCGUGUCUGUCCGCUAUGUGUCGCUCUGUCGUCACCUCCGUCAUCAUCAUCACGAUAAGCUGUCCAUGGUCGGGGCUCAUGAUAUCUCGCAGGAGGACCGAAGCAGUAAUAAUAGCCAAUGCGACUGCAUACAACAUUGGCAAACCUGCUGUCUUCAAGUGUCAACUCAAAACCAACGACAACACUGUCUACGACCUCCGUUUCGAGUCUGAUCCUACAUCAGUGGCGGAGCGUGGUACGACGUCGGUGGAGGACAACGCCACUAUAACGCUGUCGGUGCCGUCACUAUUUCUAAGAGACGCGGGGACGUUGUAUUGCAUCACCAAUAAAACCACCCUAGCUAGAAAACUGAUUGUUGUUGGUGCACCUCCAGUUGCGGCGUACAACAUCAGCUGCGUCUCCUACAACCAGGUUAGCCUUGAGUGUAACGCACACGUGCACGAGACACCAGGGCCGCUUCAGACGCGAUGGACGAUAGAGUACAAAAACAGCGGUCGGGGCGGUGUGUACGCUAUUUGUAGCAGUUCUAAAGAGUGUAUUCUCCGCAUCAACAACGACAGAAACACCAACGUCUUCUUCCCUGCUCUGCGUCACACAUUCCGCGUAAAUGGCACCAACCGCUUGGGGCGCGCGACAAGGACGUUUGAAGUAGAACCGAUACUAGUUGUGAAGCCGGAUCAAGCAGAGAAUGUGUCAGCUUUGAUACUCAACAGCACGUGUCUCAAUGUGACAUGGACUGACGCCAGCUUCUCCAGUGUCGAUGUGCAGUACAACGUCACAGCUGGCUUACAGCAGGUGCUUGUUCCGGGACGUAUAGACCGACAGACAUUCUGGGUCGUCGUAUCCGACGUGCCCCCCUUCAGCAGUGUGACGGUGUCGGUGACGUCACGGCCGCUACUCGGAGGGUACACCAGUGACCCGACAUCGACAACAGUGUUCAUGCCUGAAGACAGACCAUCACCGCCCGUAAUACAAGCUGGGUCCUUCAACUCAGUACCAGCAGGUGCGCGGAGGAAGGUCGGAGUGUACUGGCAGGCCAUCCCUCGUGACCGGCAGCAUGGAAUCAUCAGAGGUUUUCGCGUGCUGGUCCGUCAGAUUCAACCCAGGUCGAACAGGACAAUAGUGGCUGAAGUGAGUGUUCCCAACACAAGUGUGUCGGCCCUCGUCGAUGCCAAUCUCAGCAUGUCUGUGAACUAUCUGAUGUCAGUGCAGGCCUGGACGGAUGUGGGCUUAUCCGACGUCGUAGACACAGCCCAGAUCUAUAUACCUGCUGUAUCUAAGAUACAUAACACAGCACGAUGGGUAGAAUCCGUCCUCGACAGUGCUGGUAUCUGCGACAUCUACUGGGAUGCCGUCGUCGACGGGGCGACAUCUACGGUACGACUACACUGGUGCUACGGCCAAAUGACCAGUCCAGGCUACGUAUCUUGUGAGACAAGUAUCCAAUCAAGGGUUGAUGAUGAUGCUGCAGGAGACGGCGUGGAGGUGGCGGUCGAGAAAAAAUCCUUCACCGCCUGCAGUACUUGCGUCUUGCAUUUUGGGGUUUCCAUGGAAACGGACGGAAUAAAUAGUGGAAUUGUAUGGAAUCGUUGCAGGUUCCAAAAAUUCAAAGCUCCGUUCGUCAAUGACGUCGUCGUGAGCACAGUGACGCGGACAUCGGUGUUGGUGACGUGGGGCGUGCCGUGCGUGGCGACGAACUAUGGCAGGCCAGAGUUGAUUAAUAUUGCAAUUACAUCUGGGAAUAGUGAGCCGGGACGUUGUGAGAACACUCGUCAUGUGACCGUGACGGCAAAGCGCUACAGCGACUCCGUCACCCUGAAGGUGGGAGAAUCCACCAUGUACACUGUGUGCGUCAGAGCUGUAGGGGGAGGCGUCAAAGGACCCUGGGUCACAAGGAAUGUCACCAUCCCGGGAUCGAUAGCUCUCGUUCCUCCUGAAGUAAUUGUUGGAGUCUCAGUCAGUUCUUCCACAGUGGCAGCCGCCAUCUUAAUAGCUUCCAUAUACUGCUGCAGAAGGAAGAAAUGGUUCGCCAAGAUUCAAAUCCAACUACCAACAUUUAUCAACAACAUGGGCCACCCAGAACAGGGUCGUUUUCUACCUCCGAUGAAUGCCUUGCCGAAGACGUCCACAGCUACCACAAUAAAGGCGCGGCAUUGUGAUGAAGCUAAGACAAUCGGGUCCAACACUGAGUUGGGAACGACACACGAGACAGUGGGUACAGGCCUCUUGACCUACGUCAUCGCAGGGGAUGAUAUCUCGCGGGACAACAGUAUCAACAUUUGCGUGGACUUCUCAAGUUCAUCAUCAGUAGAUGGGAUGUGUGCCAAUGUCCGCAACACCUCGCUCGUUGAUGAGAAACCAGAAAACGAUUCCAUGAGCAAGAAACAUGAGCUAAGAGCAAGCAACUUCUCCCUACGAGGCUCUGAUUUUGACAGUGAAGACCGGUGUGCAAAUCUGUCGUUGUCAGAUGUAUGGUUUAAGGGGAGUUGUGGAAGUGUCGAGGAUGCCGGAGUUUCGGAUGGGGAGUUUCCAGAGUAUAAAAUAUGUGUUGGGGAGGAGAAGGCGCACGGCGCAGACGGAGAUGGAGUGUCAGGUCAUCACUCGAUCCUUUCCUCCUGGCACCGUGAAAUAUGGUGACAGAAAGCAUCAUGGGAUGUCAGACUAUCAGCUUUGCUCAUGCGCGAGUGACAAGUUGCACUGUGUUUAUGGAGACCGUAUAUUUACCAGUCAACUAUGCACACAUGACGGUUGAGAUAUAAUCGGGGUCUGGUACAAUGAAAGCCUCAGCUAUGUCUUUAGCAGUUGUUCUGUUAUAUUCAGGCUUGCUAUUGGCUGAUGGUGACCAGUGAUCGAUAGUGUGGGCAUGCUUCUAAAUCAUCCAGCUCACAGCUCAUCUGCCUUGGUGGUCACACAUACAGGUAUUAACCACCCUCCAUUGUGACCUUGAAAUAUCCUCAUCUUCAGUCGAGUCACCUUCAUGUCUGAAGCACUGAUGUUCUUCUGGUCUUGACGUCCCAGGCCGAACUUCAGAGGAAGAUGGACGAGUGCAAGGCAGUGUGUCGAGGUGGUCCGGAAGGUGGUUUGUGGCGUGUGAAGGUGGUGUAAGGUGGUUACCUGUCGAGGUGGUGUGUCACGGUGGUUGAUCGUGGUAACUUAUAGCGGUGUCGCUGCCAGGUGGUGUUUGAGGUAGUUUUUCGAGGCGGUUUGUCGAAGUGGCUUUAUGACGUUGUGUUUCAAAUUGGAGUGUCGAGUAGCUUGUCGAGAUUACUUAUUGAGGUGAUGUGUCGAGGUUAUGUGUCGAAGUGGUGCGGCCAGGCGGUGUUUCUGAUUGGAGAGUCGAGCCCUACUUUCGAGGUCGUGUGUCCAGGCUGUGUUUCUAAGUGGAAUGUCGAGGUGGCUUGUCAAGAUUACCCAUUGAUGUAGUGUGUCGAGGUAGUGGCUUACGGAGGCGGGAUGGGGUCGGUUGGGUGUGUUAUCUGACACUGCGACACGGCUCCUAGGUCCAUGAAAGGACGUUGCAUUCCCUGUACAGCUUCCAGAAUUCGGACCAUGAUGGCAAAGAACAUCUCGUCACAGGACAAGAAGGACACUGUAUAUAAUAAUUACCUUUUACACGAUCAAGAAUCCCUAUAGAUUCAUCUAGCAUGUCAGUGACUGUCGGUCACAUAUAUAAAACACAUGGCUAACAGUUAUAUUACAGUGUCAUUUGAAAUCAUAUCAGAGUCAAACCGAACAAUAUUGACAACAGUUUUGAUGAUAUCUGUUUUGGUGUCAUGUAGAUAUACGUGUACAAUGAAUAGCAUCUCUGUACAUCAUCUGUGUUGCUCAUGGGAUGAGGCAAGACAGAAGCAUCUUGUAGAUCUACACAUUUACAUUGGAGCUGCUUGUCGUAAGAAGCGACUUACGUAAUCGGGUGGUCAGGCUCGCUGACUUGGUUGAUGCAUGUCAUCGUAUCCAAAUUGCGUGUAUCGAUGUCAUUGAUGUCAAUCACUGGAUAGUUCUGGUCCCGACUCGAUUACUUACAGACCGACGUCAUAUAGCUGGAAUAUUGCUGAGUGCGGCGUUAAACAACAAACAAAACAAAACAUUGGAGCUGUACAUGUGUUUAAGUAUUGAUCAAAGAUUGUCUCAUUGUCUCUAUCAAGAUUGUCAUGUUGUGGAAGACCGCCUCCGUGGUCUAGUGGUAGAGAGUCCGCCCGGAGAGCGGAAGGUUCGAUCCCCGACCGCGUCAUACCAAAAGACGUUAAAAGAUGGUACUUGUUGUUACCCUGUCUGGCGCUCGGCA